Messenger RNA from Protopterus annectens (West African lungfish), 3453 nucleotides. Its product is annotated as 1-phosphatidylinositol 4,5-bisphosphate phosphodiesterase beta-2-like. Bases 1 to 3453 code for a protein of 1150 amino acids. The record is from RefSeq and is a predicted model, not a curated record. The transcript is spliced from 21 exons. Gene Ontology annotation, biological process: phosphatidylinositol-mediated signaling; lipid metabolic process. Gene Ontology annotation, molecular function: phosphatidylinositol-4,5-bisphosphate phospholipase C activity. NCBI's taxonomy places the organism in Eukaryota, Metazoa, Chordata, Ceratodontiformes, Protopteridae.
AUGGGAGCUAGAGAUAGCAGUAUCCGGCUUGGUGAUGUGGGAGCUAGAGAUAGCAGUAUCCGGCCUGGUGAUGUGGGAGCUAGAGAUAGCAGUAUCCGGCCUGGUGAUGUGGGAGCUAGAGAUAGCAGUAUCCGGCCUGGUGAUGUGGGAGCUAGAGAUAGCAGUAUCCGGCCUGGUGAUGUGGGAGCUAGAGAUAGCAGUAUCCGGCCUGGUGAUGUGGGAGCUAGAAAUAGCAGUAUCCGGCCUGGUGAUGUGGGAGUUAGAGAUAGCAGUAUCCGGCCUGGUGAUGUGGGAGCUAGAGAUAACAGUAUCCGGCCUGGUGAUGUGGGAGCUAGAGAUAGCAGUAUCCGGCCUGGUGAUGUGGGAGCUAGAGAUAGCAGUAUCCGGCCUGGUGAUGUGGGAGCUAGAGAUAGCAGUAUCCGGCCUGGUGAUGUGGGAGCUAGAGAUAGCAGUAUCUGGCCUGGAGAUGUGGGAGCUAGAGAUAGCAGUAUCUGGCCUGGUGAUGUGGGAGCUAGAGAUAGCAGUAUCCGGCCUGGUGAUGUGGGAGCUAGAGAUAGCAGUAUCUGGCCUGGUGAUGUGGGAGCUAGAGAUAGCAGUAUCUGGCCUGGUGAUGUGGGAGCUAGAGAUAGCAGUAUCCGGCCUGGUGAUGUGGGAGCUAGAGAUAGCAGUAUCCAGCCUGGUGAUGUGGGAGCUAGAGAUAGCAGUAUCCGGCCUGGUGAUGUGGGAGCUAGAGAUAGCAGUAUCUGGCCUGGUGAUGUGGGAGCUAGAGAUAGCAGUAUCCGGCCUGGUGAUGUGGAAGCUAGAGAUAGCAGUAUCCGGCCUGGUGAUGUGGGAGCUAGAGAUAGCAGUAUCUGGCCUGGUGAUGUGGGAGCUAGAGAUAGCAGUAUCCGGCCUGGUGAUGUGGGAGCUAGAGAUAGCAGUAUCCGGCCUGGUGAUGUGGGAGUUAGAGAUAGCAGUAUCCGGCCUGGUGAUGUGGGAGCUAGAGAUAGCAGUAUCCGGCCUGGUGAUGUGGGAGUUAGAGAUAGCAGUAUCCGGCCUGGUGAUGUGGGAGACAGAGAUGACAGUAGAUUAGCUAGUCAGCUGAGAAAUUGGAGAAUGAAACUGGAGAAGGAGCUCCAGGAUGUCAGGAGACAAAAUGAGUUGGGAAAAGGCCAGCUGUCACCAGAAGGAAUGAUCUGGUUUCUUUGUGGUUCAGAAAACAGUAUUGUGGCUCCAGAAAAGCUUUUAGUAACACAAGACAUGACCCAGCCUCUGCCACACUACUUUGUUAAUUCAUCACACAAUACCUACCUCACUGCUGGACAGUUCUCGGGAAUUUCCUCUCCUGAAAUGUACCGACAGACCUUGCUUUCUGGCUGCCGCUGUGUGGAGCUUGACUGCUGGAAAGGGAAACCCCCUGAGGAAGAACCCAUCAUUACACAUGGAUUUACUAUGACAACUGAAAUUCUUUUCAAGGAAGUGAUUGAAGCUAUUGCUGAAAGCGCUUUUAAAGUAUCCCAGUAUCCUGUUGUCCUGUCAUUUGAGAACCAUGUUGACUCUGCAAAACAGCAAGCCAAGAUGGCAGACUACUGCAGAAACAUUUUUGGAGAUAUGCUGCUCAUAGACCUCCUGGAUAAGUACCCAUUAAAAGCAGGAUCUGCAAUGCCGAGUCCCCAGGAAUUACUGGGGAAAAUUCUGAUCAAGAAUAAAAAAAAUCAAACAGCACCACCUCAGCAGAACAACCAGGACCCGAAUAAGAAAAAACCCGCAGACUCUGACGAUGCAGAACAGGCUCUACCUGCAGAUGUGGAUGAUGGUUUAUCAUGGGAAAUCUAUGAUGGAAGCACCCCAGAAACUGACAAUGCAAAUACUGAUACAGCAGAAAAAGGACCCGACUCUGAAGGUGUUAAAAAACAUGACUUGUCAGCGUUUCACAUCCCUGAGAUGAAUACCAGAGUUCAAGAGUCUAAUCACUUGAAGGAAAAAGCUGCUCUUGAACCUGGCCAUUUUACAGUGUACUGUCUUCUGCCAGAUGACAGACAUGUGAACAAUUCAGAAGCAGGUGGUGAUCAGACUGUUUCUUUAAAUUCACGAACCACUGAAAGCAUAAAUGAGGCUGCAGUGUCAUGUGACAGAGCUCAUGCAGAGAGUAAUGGAGGCCCAGGAAAUUCUGAGCAUACUAAUGCUCAAGAGUUUAAAGACUUGCCAGGUUUGGUUAACAAUAAUGCUGGUCCUGUACAAGAAUUUGAUAGAUUGACCACUCGUUCAGAAGUGCAAGAAGUAAAAGAACAAGAGGAAGCAGAGAAUGAAGAAGAAGAUGAUGCUGGUCUUAAUGAAGAGUCAGUAAAGAAUUCUGAUGAGGGCACAGCAGGAUCAGAGGUCAUAGCUUAUGAGGAGAUGUCCCGUCUGGUCAACUAUGUCCAGCCCAUGAAGUUUAUAUCAUUUGAAAUCUCGAAACAAAAGAACAGAAGCUUUGCAAUUUCAUCCUUUGUGGAGACUAGGGCCAAUGAUUUGUUGACGAAAUUCUCAGUAGAGUUUGUGGAAUAUAACAAAAGGCAAAUGAGCCGUAUCUACCCUAAGGGAACACGGAUGGAUUCUUCAAAUUAUAUGCCUCAGAUGUUUUGGAAUGCAGGCUGCCAAUUCGUGGCUCUAAACUUCCAAACAAUGGAUCUGCCGAUGCAGUUAAACAUGGCGUUAUUUGAGUUCAACGGUAAGAGUGGUUACCUGAUCAAGCAUGAGCACAUGCGUCGCACAAACAAGAUAUUUGACCCGUUCACCACUGACAGGCUUGAUGGGGUUGUGGCUAAUACAGUAUCUAUAGCGAUAAUUUCGGGACAGUUUCUAUCAGACAGGAGUGUAAAGACAUAUGUUGAAGUGGAGCUCUUUGGGUUACCAGGAGAUCCAAAGCGUAAAUAUAAGACUAAACUCUCAUCUGAUACUAACUCUAUCUGUCCCCACUGGAAGGAGAGUCCAUUUGUCUUUGAAAAGAUAUUGAUGCCAGAUCUUGCUUCACUGCGGGUUGCAGCUUAUGAAGAAGGAGCUAAGUUUAUUGGACACAGAAUUCUUCCUGUCAAUAUAAUACAAUCAGGUUACCAUCAUAUCUGCUUACGGAGUGAAGCUAACCUCCCACUUUCUCUGCCAUCCUUGUUUGUCUUUGUGGAAGUGAAAGAUUAUGUGCCUGCUACCUGGGCAGAUCUCACCUCUGCAUUGUCAGACCCCACUAAAUUUGCUAGUACCGCAAAGCAGUUGUUGACACAGAAAGUUAGUUCAUCAUCCCAUGAACAGUCAAAUGAUGUUAAGAAAUCUACAGCCAAAACCCAGGCAUCAGCUCCAGCAAAUGGAUCUCCAACAUCCCAGGCAACACCAGCUUCUGCUCCUGGAACUACACCACCUCCUAUAGGAGGUGGACCUAAAUCAGCUGCUGCAGCAACAGAUACUACAAAAGAGCUCAAAGGUAUGAAAAAUAAAUACUAA